Messenger RNA from Oryza sativa Japonica Group (Japanese rice), 2623 nucleotides. RefSeq names its product hydroxyproline O-galactosyltransferase GALT6. Gene Ontology annotation, molecular function: hexosyltransferase activity; carbohydrate binding. Gene Ontology annotation, cellular component: Golgi membrane. Lineage: Eukaryota; Viridiplantae; Streptophyta; Magnoliopsida; Poales; Poaceae. The record is from RefSeq and is a predicted model, not a curated record.
CACAAUUCACAUGUGCUGCCAUUGCGGAGUUGCGGUGUUUGGUGUUCCACCCGCCGCAGCUCACCACCGCUAGCGCCAGCCUCCCAACACACAACGGUCAGGUCCCCCGAUCCCCGUUAAGUCCAAUCCCCGACAGGUAUUAGUACCACCCCGCAUCUCCCCCUCCUCCACUCGAAACGGCUACUUCCUCCCCUUCCUCCCCCUCCACCACCUUCUAGAACCUUCCACGAUGCCGCCGCCGCCGCGGAAGCGCCUCGGCCGCGCGGCCCUGCUCCUCGCCGCCGCCGCCUACCUCGCCUUCCUCCUCCUCUUCGAGCUCCCCUCCCUCGACCUCUUCCCCUCCUCCGACGCCGCGGCGGGCGCGGCGAUGCCCACCCACCGCCCACGCCGCCGCGAGCUCGAGGCCUCGUCGUCGUCUUCGGCGUUCGCUUCCCCCGUCCUCCGCCGCCCCGCCACGGCGGUGUCUCCCGCGCCGGCUUCUGCUGCUGCCGCGGCGGCUGGGGCGCUCCCGAUCUUCUCGUCGCUGCUCCUCCUCCCCCGGCCCAACGCGACGGCCACCCCGUUCGACGGGACCGCCGCGGAGGCGUUCGCCGCGGCGAGGCCGCACCUCGACCACCUCAGGACUGCUGCUGCUGCGGCGGCGGAGGAAGCUUCGUCGUCGUCGACGGCGCCGACGUGCCCGACCUCGAUCUCGGUGCACGCGGACGGGUUGCCCGGGGACGGGGUGAGGACGGUGGAGCUGCCGUGCGGGCUCGCGGUGGGGUCGCACGUGACGGUGGUGGCGCGGCCGAGGGCGGCGCGGCCGGAGUACGACCCGAAGAUCGCCGAGAGGAAGUCCGGGCAGGAGCCGCUCAUGGUGUCGCAGUUCAUGGUGGAGCUGGUCGGGACCAAGGCCGUGGACGGGGAGGCCCCGCCCAGGAUACUCCACUUCAACCCCAGGAUCCGCGGCGACUACUCCGGCAAGCCGGUCAUCGAGAUGAACAGCUGCUACCGGAUGCAGUGGGGGCAGUCGCAGCGCUGCGAGGGCUACGCCUCCCGCCCUGCCGACGAGACAGUUGAUGGCCAACUUAAGUGUGAGAAAUGGAUUCGUGACGACGACAAGAAGUCUGAGGAAUCGAAGAUGAAGUGGUGGGUAAAGCGUCUAAUUGGUAGGCCAAAGGAUGUGCACAUCAGUUGGCCAUACCCCUUCGCAGAAGGCAAGCUGUUUGUUUUGACUCUAACAGCUGGUUUGGAAGGUUACCAUGUCAAUGUUGAUGGGCGGCAUGUUACUUCCUUUCCUUAUCGCACUGGUUACACUCUUGAGGAUGCAACCGGCUUAUCUCUGAAUGGAGACAUCGAUAUCGAAUCCAUUUUUGCUAGUUCCCUGCCCAAUUCGCAUCCUAGUUUUGCCCCAGAGAGAUACCUUGAAAUGUCUGAACAGUGGAGGGCACCACCACUACCAACUGAGCCUGUUGAGCUUUUUAUUGGUAUUCUUUCAGCAGCCAGCCAUUUUGCUGAGCGGAUGGCUGUACGGAAGUCGUGGAUGAUGUAUACAAGGAAAUCGACUAAUAUAGUAGCUCGGUUCUUUGUGGCUCUGAAUGGGAAAAAGGAGGUUAAUGCAGAGCUGAAAAGGGAAGCAGAGUUCUUUCAAGACAUUGUUAUAGUUCCUUUCAUGGAUAGCUAUGACCUUGUUGUUUUGAAGACCAUUGCUAUUGCUGAGUAUGGGGUGCGAGUCAUACCCGCAAAAUACAUCAUGAAAUGUGAUGAUGAUACAUUUGUUAGAAUUGACUCAGUACUGGAUCAAGUGAAGAAAGUUCGAAGUGAUAAGAGUGUGUACGUAGGAAGCAUGAACUACUUCCAUAGGCCACUAAGAUCUGGCAAGUGGGCUGUAACUUAUGAGGAAUGGCCAGAGGAGGCAUAUCCAAAUUAUGCCAAUGGACCUGGCUAUGUAAUUUCAGCCGAUAUUGCACGCUACAUUGUAUCUGAAUUUGACAAUCAGACACUUCGGCUAUUUAAGAUGGAAGAUGUAAACAUGGGCAUGUGGGUCGAGAAGUUCAACAACACGCUUCGGCCGGUCGAAUACCGGCACGAUGUCAGGUUCUACCAGUCUGGCUGCUUCGACGGCUACUUCACGGCUCACUAUCAGUCCCCUCAGCACAUGAUCUGCCUCUGGAGAAAACUGCAGUCCGGAAGCUCACGGUGCUGCAACGUGAGAUGACAAUGGCAGCAAAAAUUAGCCGUAUUUUGGAGCAAAUAGAGACGAUGUUAACUCGUAAGCUCAGCUCGCUGUUGGAACACCAGAAAAUCAUCAGCAUUCAGCGAUGCUGACGGUUCGGAGGAGCGCUCAUCUUCUGGACUGGACCUGAUAUAUGAUUCGUUCAUUCUUUUGGUCGGUGGCUCCGUUUCAAGCUGCUGAUUUCUGACACCUGAUCAAUGAUGUUCUUGCCUUCUUGGGGAUUCUUUCGCCUGUUGAUAUUUAUACUCGCGUCAAAUUUAUUUGACCUAGGAAUUUUUGAGGCUGGUGGUGGUGGUGGUGGCGGCGGUGGUAUGCCGGCGGCAUGUUUUGUGUAUAAAAAGGAUUUUAUGAGUUUUACUGUUUGUGAGUAUAUAUUCGGUGGACUCCUAUUGGCUGACACUCUUACCA